AUGUACGACUACAAGGGCCCUAUCGAGGGCAUGUAUCAGCCUCGUCCCCAGCCUCGUUCUGGCAAGGCCACCGCCGUCAAAGUGGCCGCUGCAUUUGGUGCCCUGGCUCUCGUCGGCAUUGCAGGCGUCGCCGUUGCCUCUGGCUGUGGCUAUGCUCUUUACACUCAAAAGCCUGUCAACAUGGAGCCCGUCGAGGCAGUCCGGUUCCGCGAGCAGCUCCCCGCCAUUCUGCGCCGCCAGAACGUCGAGAACUCCAUCCCCGGCCUCCAGCCGUACGACUACUCUGUUCCUGUCGACACCGUCGUCAGCGGCUCUGUCGUCUCUGGCGGUGCUGCUGCCCACGCUACCGGCGACGAUGUUUCCUCAAAGACUGGCUUGCCUGUUGGCGUCAGCGUUCCCGUCAUGACCAAUACCUCUGUCAACACCGUCUACAGCAUGCACACCAUGGAGCCUAUCACCACGUCCACCACGACCCUGACCACCACGAUCACCAUUUUCCCCAGUGCAACGCACAGCUGCAAGUCUUCCAAGUCCGACGAGACCGAGACUGUUCUUGUCACCGUCACCGUUAUUCCCAAGCAGUCGCAGGCUCCAGGCUACACCACCCCAUCCGGCGACGUCACAGUCACCGGUGAGCCUGCUACCGUCACGGAUGUGAAAACGGACGUUUCCUAUACCAGCGGCACUCCCGAUGCCACCGUGACUGGCGACCCUGCCACCGUCACAGAUGUGCAAACGGACGUUUCCUACACCAGUGGUACUCCCGAUGCCACCGUGACUGGUGACCCUGCUACCGUGACUAAUGUGCAGACGGACGUCUCCUACACCAGCGGUGCUCCCGACAUCACCGUCUCGGGCCAGCCCGCCACCGUCACCAGUGUCAUCACCAACACGGCAGGCGAGCCCAUGACGACCCUGACCUUUACCAGCAUCCACACCGUCAUUACCACCGUCACGACCGUCACCCGCACCCGCACCCGCAGCAGCAGCGUCGACUUCAAUUCAUCCGUGCUGGGUAUGCCUCACUCUACAACUUCUGGCUUCCCUUCCGGCCCCGUCACCACGCACACCGAGACCGUCACCGUCAGCAAUGGACCGGCAGUGACCAGCACCACCACCAUUGAGCUCCCGGCGCCGUAUGGGGAUGGCUAUCCUACCUCGUACGGAACCGGCCUGCCCAUCAAUGUCACCACCAGCCCGACCUACAUUUCUCCCGUCGUCUCUGCGGGCACGGAGGGCUGUGGCCGCUCUGUGGCUUACCUCGUCAUGGCCGCCAUCGCUGCUGUGUGCUUCAUGUAG
This is a messenger RNA of Beauveria bassiana ARSEF 2860, 1299 nucleotides long. RefSeq lists its product as uncharacterized. Lineage: Eukaryota; Fungi; Ascomycota; Sordariomycetes; Hypocreales; Cordycipitaceae. The coding region runs from base 1 to 1299 and encodes 432 amino acids. The record is from RefSeq and is a predicted model, not a curated record. The transcript has 3 exons.